Molecule: messenger RNA, 802 nt
Organism: Pleomassaria siparia CBS 279.74
Lineage: Eukaryota; Fungi; Ascomycota; Dothideomycetes; Pleosporales; Pleomassariaceae
Source: the annotation of a GenBank genome assembly
CUCCACAAGCCCCAACAGCAACAGCAACAGCGGCAACAACAACAACAACAACAACAACAAACCAUCCCCCUCCACCUCCCACCUCCCACCACCAGCAGCAGCAGCCACAAUGGCUCUGCUCACCAAGAUCAAGGCGGCGCUUCGGCGCAUCUUCAAUAGGAAGACCAAGGCCGCCGAGGCCAAGGUCGAGGAGAAGAUCGAGGAGAAGCCCACCGGGGCCUCUCCUCCUUCCUCUCCUUCCUCUCCUCCUCCUCCUCCACCCCCACCACCCCCUCCAUGCCGUGCACCCUCCCCGCCGGCCCCGAUUCUGCGCUGCGGCGUAGAUUGCGGGUGCCAGGCGUGCGCCUGGGCUGCAACCAUGGAGCUCUGUGAGUUUUUUUCAUCACGGGCUAUGUUUGUAUCUGGUGCUGACUGGUGGUUUAGGAGCGACGACGACGAGGACGACGAACUGGGCCCCGCAAGGGGAAUGAUGAUUUCCCGGGUCUUUUUUUGGGGGGUUUUCUGGAGUUUGGGGCUGGACACGGGAGUGGGCGUGAAGCCCAUCCCUUUUUACUUUCUCUACCAAUGAAUGAUGUGUCCUUGUACCAUAGCAUCAGGGUCGUUCUCCUCUUGCCGUUAGUCCCUUUUAUGUGACAUGAAUGUGAUUUCAAGGAAACGUGAUGUAGAGUGACUAAACGACGAGAACUGUGACGGUGGUUGGUCUACUGCAGACACUUGACAUGGGAGAGAGAGAUGGAAGGGAGAUGAAAUCACCCCUUGCACGUAUUCGCAGCGGAAAAGAAAGAAGGGUUCCCGUUUUCUU